Molecule: messenger RNA, 501 nt
Organism: Drechmeria coniospora
Lineage: Eukaryota; Fungi; Ascomycota; Sordariomycetes; Hypocreales; Ophiocordycipitaceae
Exons: 1
Coding region: 1-501 (166 amino acids)
Source: RefSeq, a predicted model, not a curated record
AUGACGACGACCUACCUGGCCAAGGCGCACAACUACAACUUUGCCCUCGAAAAGUACAUGCUCCUGCAGGAGCAGCACGAGGAGCUCUCCCACCAUCUGCAGCGGAUCCGUCCCCACCCGCCGUCCGUGACCGUCGUCUCGACCCGCUCCUCGAGCCUCUCCUCCCAGACGAGCACCUCGACCUCGCCCGCGCUGCACUCGCUUCGCGGUGACCGUCCACGCCAGAGACGCGCCCGCGCCGGCCCUCGGAACGACGGCCGCCGCAGCCUCGACCUCGACACCAUCGUCGACGAGGACACGCUCCAUCAGAUCUCGGCCGAGGAGAAGCGCCUCUCCGACGUCAACGAGAGCAUCAAGCGAGCCCUCACCGAGCUGCUCAACUGCGACGCCGUCCGCAGCAACAACUCGAUGCGCAUGUGGGCCCAGGCGAGGCUGAUGGAGACGGAAAAGGAGCUCCGCACCGGCCGCCGGAGAAAAGGCGCGGCUCCGGGGGGGGAAUGA